Messenger RNA from Magallana angulata, 2363 nucleotides. RefSeq names its product tubulinyl-Tyr carboxypeptidase 2-like. Lineage: Eukaryota; Metazoa; Mollusca; Bivalvia; Ostreida; Ostreidae. Gene Ontology annotation, cellular component: cytoplasm. The record is from RefSeq and is a predicted model, not a curated record. Bases 142 to 1314 code for a protein of 390 amino acids. The transcript is spliced from 11 exons. Gene Ontology annotation, biological process: regulation of angiogenesis.
CGACAAAUUAAAGGUGCAAGUGUAUUUACAACCUAGACGAACACUAACGACGACGUAAACAAUAUUUUGACAGCUGUCAGCGUCUUUUAAAUUUAAUGAUAUGGGAUUAAAAAAUUUCGUAAGAUAACUAACAGUUCAUUGAUGGCAUCUGGAAAAUCUAAAUCUGCAAAAGAAGUAACAUCGGUAUUUGGAACACUGGUGCGCGUUGCAGAACCAGAAGAUACAGGGGGGCCGACGUGUGUGCGGGUUAAAACCGUUAAGAAAUCCGGGAAAGAAGAGGAUGUGCAAGAGGAAAAUGGAGUGUUAUUUUGGGUGAAUAAAAGUGGAUUUCCAAUUGACGAUAAAACAUGGGAUAGAAUGUGGGAUCAUGUGGCUCGCAUACACCCAGACGGGUAUGAUGUUAUACACAAAGUGCGCGACAAAAAAGACUUGCCUUCAGUUCCUAUUCCACAAGCCCCUACAAAUUUCUCUGCAUCAGUUCCAAUUUCAGAGCGACUGGACAGAAUUCAAAACUACAUGAGGACCCUUCAGUAUAACCACACAGGAACACAGUUUUUUGAAAUACGAAAAAACAGACCUCUCUCAGGAUUGCUAGAAUCUGCAAAAGAAAUGAUCAAAGAAGCUUUGCCCAUCAAAUGUCUAGAAGCUGUGAUUUUAGGAAUAUAUCUAAGUAAUGGAUUUCUAGGUGUGGAGAGAUUUCCUCUUAGUUUUAAGAGUGUGUUUGGAGGAAAUGUACACAGGCACGUUGUGUUAGGGAUUUACUAUGCCGGCAGCUAUGGAACAAUUGGCAUGAGUCGGCGAGAGGACCUCAUGUACAAACCAGUAACAUUUAAAAGUCUUUCUGAUCUUGUGUUUGAUUAUGAAAAGUCAUAUAACAAAUUUAUGCAUGAUGUGAAGAAGGUUAAAGUUGGUAUGCCUAUUCCACAUGACCCCCACAGUUAUGAAUUCAUUAAUUGGAAGGCAGUUACCGUCAGCCCAAACAAAAUGACAAAGAAGGAAAUGACCAAAGAUCUCGAGUUCAUGGCCAAGGAGAUAAGAACAAGGUGUCAGGCUAACUGUGACCUUCCUCAGGUCAAACUUUACUCGUCUAGAUCUCAGGCUAAAUCUUGGACCAUUACGCUCCAUUCUCCUCGGAAAUCUUCCGUUGAAGCACCAAGAGAUACUCGCACUAGUCUACAGCAAGCAACUAAAAUAUAUAGGGCGCAUACUUCCAUCCCUGCUGAAUCUGGGACCAAGAAGAAACCACAGAGCACUGGUUCAUCCCAGACAACCUCUACAGUGGCAGACUCCUCAGACUACCAGCUUCGUAUUUAGUUUUACAAGCUUUGAAUUUAGACCUUCCAAAACAUUGUUGUAGAUAUGUUUACCCAAAACAUUAGCUUAAAAUUUACUAUCUACUGUACAAUACUUUUACAAGCUUUAAUGAAUUUAAUUUCUACAAAAGAUUCAACUUUACAUAUUAAUCUGUUUUGACCAGAUUAAUUUGGGUUUUUUUUUUUUUAUUGACAAACAAUCAUCUUGGAUGUGUUUUACUAUACAAAAGAUUUUAAUUGUAUAUAUAAUUUAAUAAAUCUUUGUCUGUAGCUUAAUUUGAACGACGGUAAAUCUUAGACAGAAUUUGCAAGUACAUGUAUUUUUUACAUCCUCAUUCAACUUUCUAAAUUUUGAUCAGACUUUUAUGUUUGGCAUAGCGCCAGAAGAACAAGUUAAAUGGACUAAAGAACCUAUUGCUCAUAAAGCGGAUCAGUCUUUACUACGGAAUAAGCUAAUAAAAUUAAAUUUGUUGAAUAAUAAACAUAUUUUUUAACUCACAUGUAUUAGUAAUUUUGUUGGUAUACUAGAUCUAGGUGAUCUGCAAUAUUUUGUACAUUUCCAUGACUACGAUUUGCAAGCAAUAGGUAUUUCAGAUCACAAGACCUCAUAUAAGAAAGUCUUCAAAUUCAAUGAUUGAUAAUAAGUGCCAAAUAAAUAUACAGCUUCUUGCUAUUAACUGUGAUGCAUGUGAAUAUCAAAUGAAAUAUUGUGUGAAGUGUUCGUAAUGAUUAAAGUAAAUUAAGGGAGAUGAUCCAUGUAUACCAAGGCCCAUCCUAGCCCAGUCAAUGCCCCCCUACCCCAUUCCAACAAACUACUAAGGAGAGUGAAUACUUUAACUUAUUCAAAAUGAGAGUGAAUCCUAAUUUUUCAAUUGAAACUAAAAGGAGGUAUUUUUUACCAUCUAAUCUUGCCACAAAAUAAUAUAUUUUUAUAAUAUCAGUUUAUGGUAUUUUUUUUAACCAUGCGAGGUAUUUUGAAAAAGCAAUUUAUACCCAUGUAGAUAUAAUCUUAAUUGUUCUGAUUAACCAUACUGUGUGUUAAUUUGUUAA